GGCCAAGUCCCAUGUCUUUCACGCACAGUCAAACGACGACACGCAACAGGAAUCACCCACGCGCCUUACUUGUUACAAAUUGCAAGCUCAAAAAGGAGAGGUGCCCAAGGAGUUCUUAGCUCGAGCUGAUUGGUGUGCGGCGAUGAAGGAGCUCGAUAGGCCUGUCACCCUCCAUACCGAUGGCAGCGGGUGGAACAAGAAGGCGAAGCAAGUGAGCAUCACCGCCUUUGACCUGUGUGCGCCAAUUCAUCGCACAGCACGCGGCGGGAUGGGGAUGAAUGGCCCGUCAAGAUAGAUCUGGUGUGUUUUGUGCUUUUUGCAGUUGGUGCGUGGGACGACGAGGACGGCAAUGAGGCCAAUUGCGGCGAUUUCAAAGUCUUCUUCGAAACACAGAAGGGUAGGUAGUGGACACGUGUGCGUGCAUGUCCAUGGAUCUGACGGCAUGGCGUAUGUGCGUCCGCGCGUGCGCCAGGCAAGCUCGGCACGUGGGAUGUGGAGAAGCACGGCCUCAUCUACAACGGUGGGCAUGCGUGGGCGGGGUAGCGUGGGCAGGGGGGAGGGGAGGGAUCCAGCCACAUACAGAGAGAGAGAGCAUGGAUUGGAUGGAUGGAUGCAGACAACCGUUUCCUGAAGGAGUUGAAGGCGUUUGUGACGAAGUUGAUGGGCUCGGCGGCUGCCAACGACAUCGACUACAGCGAGUCGGGCAUGCAGGGUCAGCGGAUGACUUCACACGGACGCCAGCAUUGCAUUGUGUAUGCGUGUGCUGGGUGUGCAGGGGACGAGUUUGUGAGUCUGGAUGCUGGCAAGGACUUCAUCAAGGCAUACCAGAAGUGGGAGGCCGGGGAGGCGGCCAGUAAGACCACUGGCACGUGAGGAGAGGGAAGGAGGGAAUGGACUGUACAUAAGGGAAGCCGUAGCCAGAGCUAUCUGCCAUAUGGAUGGGAGGGCCGCCGGCUGCACCGGGGUGGCUGUCGUCCUUUGUUAGCUCCAAUGUGCAGUCAAGACAAUUUUGCAGUGUGUGAGGUGUGGUGUGUCUGAGCGUGUGUCGUAUGUGCCUGCCCCCGACAGUCGACACAUUGCGAGUACUGCCUGCAUAAGCAAAACACGUGAGUGACAAGACCUCCGCCCCCUUUCUGGCUGUGAAUGCAUUCGUGCUGCAAAUGAAGG
Messenger RNA from Vitrella brassicaformis, 1167 nucleotides. NCBI's taxonomy places the organism in Eukaryota, Vitrellaceae. The record is from the annotation of a GenBank genome assembly.